AUGAUUCAAAUAUUCGGAACUGUUUGUUAUGAUAAAGUAAGGAUCAUUGAUGAAUUCCCAAAUUUAAUUGGAAGCUAUACAACGGUUAAUAGCGAAAAAAUGUUUUUGGGUGGGGAAGCUUCAAAUACAUUUAUGUGUUUAAUUAGAUGGCUAAUAGAGAAUAACGAAAAUAAAGAAUCAGUUAAAUUAAUAGCAGAACCAAUAAAGAAAGAUUCUAAUGGUGAAAUUGUAUUAAGUUUUUUAGAACCAUAUAAAGAUAAUGUAACAUACACAUGUUUAAUCGACAAGGAUCAAGAUAAUGAAUUCUUAAAGAAUUCACCAGGUGCAGAUAUCUAUGUAUGUUUAAAAGAGAAAGAAAGAACCAUGUUUGGAAUUGGAUUUGUUGAAGCUGAUCAACUAAUGUAUAAUAUUAAAUCAAAAAUAUUUAACGACUGUUUACAGUUUGGCAACGAACAUUGGAUUGCAUUAGACUACAACACACCAUUCAUUUCGAAAGAGAUUAUAAAGAAAGCUGUUGAAACUAAGACUAACCUAUACAUCAUGGACCAUGAAAUAGACUCUGUAAUCAAAGAGUUGGUCAAUAGCAGUGAUGGAGUGCUGGAAAAUUUAAAAGAAAUGUCAUUGGUCUAUCAAAGUAGCUCUGAUUGGUUCGGUAAUAAAAACGGCGAUAAACAAGUAUUUUUAACUACAAUGAAGGAAUGGUUGCAAUCCAACAAUGGUGCCAACAAAUACUUUUUAUUAAUUUUAACCGACUCUAAAAACGGCUUUGGUGUUGGUGGCACCCUACGUAACUACAAAACUGGUGAAUCUACAUAUAUAGAACCAUACUGGUUUGACCCAGUUCAAAUACCAUCCGAUAAAAUUGUAGAUUCGACUGGUGCCGGUGAUGCUUUUCGUGCUGGUUUAAUAUACUCUUUAAUCUAUAAAAACCAAGCUUUAAACAAAUCAUUACAAUUUGCAUCUGCAUCCGGGGGUCUAAACUGCCUAAGCUAUGGCGGUAACAGUAGAACCCCAACCUUCAAAGAAAUAUUGGAGCUAAUAAAUUCAAAACAAUAA
Molecule: messenger RNA, 1056 nt
Organism: Dictyostelium purpureum
Lineage: Eukaryota; Evosea; Eumycetozoa; Dictyosteliales; Dictyosteliaceae
Exons: 2
Coding region: 1-1056 (351 amino acids)
Molecular function (GO): kinase activity
Source: RefSeq, a predicted model, not a curated record